Rhea pennata is the source of this 822-nucleotide messenger RNA. It is a transcript of the gene POU2AF3, whose product is annotated as POU class 2 homeobox associating factor 3. The coding region runs from base 1 to 822 and encodes 273 amino acids. Gene Ontology annotation, molecular function: DNA binding; POU domain binding. The transcript has 6 exons. The record is from RefSeq and is a predicted model, not a curated record. NCBI's taxonomy places the organism in Eukaryota, Metazoa, Chordata, Aves, Rheiformes, Rheidae.
AUGUCCGGUGUCUUCCCACUUGUUCUUUCAGGAAAGCCCAAGGUGUAUCAAGGUGUUAGAGUUAAGAUCACAGUUAAGGAGUUACUGCAGCAGAGAAGAGCACGACAAGCAGCGACCAGUACUAUGAGGAAAGAAGUGGAAAAGCAGCGCUGCAGGAGGCGACCGGAGUAUUUUUGCGAAAGGUACCCGCUGUCCUGGGUUUCUCUGGGUAGCAGCAGCAUCCAGUUUUCGGAGUCCGUGUCUCCUCCUCACCCAGCACCUUUCGAUGCAGAACCCAUCUCCUCUGCUCCCAGCUACUGUCCAUCACGGCAGUUUUCAGAUUGCCUCUCCUGUGAAGAAAGCCCUAGCUAUUUGGAGCAACUGGUAGAUUCCUAUCUUCAGGCAGAGGGGCCCUUAGACCCAGCCCUCGGUGCUCUCCAGACGCCCUCGCACUACAUCUCCGACUCCUUCCAGCCAGUCCCGCUCUGCUUUAACCAGAGCCUGGCUCCUGGAUCCCCUAGUUCAGCUGAUCUGUCCAGCCCAUUAAACUAUAGCUGCUCCCCAUCUCAGCUACCUCCUUUCACCCCGCUGCCCCACAGCCCACCCUCUGCUCUGGACACCAAGACCUACGGCUGCCCCACGGAGGAGUGGUCCUGCCAUACCCCCUCCCUGUACACCGCCUCCGCCUGCUGCUGCGCAUCCUGCGGCUCCGAGCACGUGGACACGCGGGUCCCGGAGUAUUUCCCCUGCCCCGGCACAGACUGCAUGGACUACCUGCCACCCGUGGCCAUGGCUGAUGACUUCUUCAGAAGGGCUGGGAACUGUGACAUCUGCUACAGCUAA